UCACUCAGUCUCCUCUCAUGCUCUGUGCGGGAGGGAUGUGUUGGGUGUCCGUCUGUCUGUCUCUUUACUUAACUGUCUGUCAGGAUGUCUGUGUCAGUGUUCGUCUGUGAUAUUAGAGUUUAUUUAAGAUGAGAAAGAAUAAGUAGAGUGUUUGAAUUAGUGAGGAAAGAUUAUUAUGAUGGUGGAAGUGAUGAAUGAAAUAAAGAAGGAAGAGGAAAAAAAUGUGAUGAUUGAGGAUAUGAAAAGAAACGAAGGAAAGUGGAAAUGAGAAAGUGUGAUGUGUUUACUUAAGUGUUGAGGAAAAUAGUUUGUGAUUAUUGUUUGAAGAGCAAGAGAACAAAAAAAAAAGGUCAAGAUGGUGGUGUCGGAGGGCGCUAUCAACAACAUCAUGGGGGGGAUGGAGAACACGGCGGGGGUGCGUCUCCACUCCCACCGACACAAGCUCAAACAAAGGUUUGACAUAAUCCGGAAGCUGGGUCAAGGCACGUAUGGCAAGGUGCAACUGGCUGUCAAUAAGGAGACUGGACAAGAGGUGGCCAUCAAGACCAUCAAGAAGGCCAAGAUAGAAACGGAACAAGACUUAAUCCGCAUCCGGCGAGAGAUUCAGAUCAUGUCAUCCGUGCAGCAUCCGCAGAUCAUCCACAUCUACGAAGUCUUUGAGAACCGCGAGAAGAUGGUGCUGGUGAUGGAGUACGCAGCCGGUGGUGAGUUGUACGACUACCUGAGUGAGCGCAAGGUGUUAUCCGAAGACGAGGCGAGGAGGGUGUUUCGCCAUGUUGCCUCGGCUACGUACUACUGUCACAAGCACAAGAUCUGUCACCGGGACCUGAAGCUCGAAAACAUCCUGCUGGACCUGGAUGGAAAUGCCAAGAUUGCUGACUUUGGUCUCUCCAAUGUGUUUGACGAGAAGCACCGUUUGGACACCUUCUGUGGCUCACCCCUCUACGCCUCCCCAGAGAUCGUCAAGGGCAUCCCCUACACUGGCCCGGAGGUGGACUGCUGGUCCCUCGGCGUGCUGCUCUACACCUUGGUCUACGGAGCCAUGCCUUUUGACGGAUCAAACUUCAAGCGGCUGGUGAAGCAGAUCACUCAGGGGGACUACUAUGAGCCCAAGAAGCCCUCACGUGCGUCCGAGCUCAUCAGACACAUGCUGACGGUGAAUGCCAGCAAGCGCGCCACCGUUGAGGAGAUCUGCAGCCACUGGUGGGUCAACGAGGGGUUCAGUGAGCCCUGCCUGGAGGUGGCUGAGGCGCUGGCCAACCAGACACCCGUGCGCCUCGACCUGCUGCUGUCUCUCGCCCCCAAACACAUCAACUCGGAGCACAUGUUGAUCCAGCCAGAGGAGGACGACAGUAGCACCAGGUCCCCACCAAACUCCGAGGCCUCCCGUCCCCCUCCUAACCUCAAGCUGCCUCCACCUCCACCGGCCGAAGUUCCUCCCCCACAACAGGUUACUCCCGCCCGGUCUGCCUCGCUCGGUGCUCUCAGCUCCGUCAACUCCAAUGAGAUAGACGCUUUAGUGGCACAGAAGAUGCAGCAGAAGAAGGGAGAAGCAGAGGAUGAGGAGGAAGAGGAGGAGCGGAAGAGGAAGGCCGCGGAUGAGACGGGGACGGUUGAGAGACGGAAGAAGAAGCGCGAUGCCUCAGACACUUCAUUAAAGUCAUCGCGUAAGGAGCAGAAGCGGGAUGAGACCAGCGUGAGGCGUCCAGCAACCGGCCCGGAUGUCGAAGCGGCAGAGAAGAAAACAUCACGGCGGAAAGAGGCAGAGACCGAGGAGCUGGAGAAGAGCGAGAAACGGAAGAGCGGGGAGAAGAAGAAACGCGAGUCCCUCCUCGUCGACGGGGAAGCGAAUGACGUGAGUGAGCGGGAGAAACGGAGAAGCAUCAGAAAAGCGGAGAAGGAGAAGGAGAAGCUGGAGGCGGAAAAGGUGGAGCGGAAGAAAAGUGUGAAGAAAAAGGAGAGUGGCGUUGAGAGAGAUGCAAGUAUGAGUGAGGGGGUUGACAGGACAGAGCGUAAGAGUGUCAAAAAGAGGGACCCUGCCGCCACCCCAGAGAGCAGUGUGGAGAGGAAGACAGGUAAGAAAAAGGAUGCCUCUGGGGAUGACGCGAGCAGGAAAGACAAUAGUGAGUUUGCAUCCUCGUCUGUGAUAAAUGGUGAGGCGUUCGAGGAGGAGGAGGAAUUGGAGGAGGGAGGAAAAGGAGAACCAGCAAGACUUGAGCUUUCAAAAGACAAGUCACCAGCUCCUCGUGGGUCAACAGAGGGUAAGGUCAGGUCAGGGGAACAACUCGAGUCUCCAAUGGAAGAAGAUGCCGUUAAAAAGUCCCCAAGUAAGUCUCGGUCUGGGGAGUCCAAGCGAUUAGCCGAAGGGACCCUCAAGGCCUCUGGUUCUGCAGUCUCCCGAGAGUCCACAAGUCCGGCCAAGCAGUCAGGUGGGGCAGCUCCUUCCACCACCACCUCUCUCGCACCAUCACAGGAGACUCCACGCAAGAAGCCGUCACCACCACCAGGAGCAGCCACUCAGCCUCCUAAGGUGAGGAAAACAGAUUCAAAGUCCUUAGUCCAAACAGCCUCCAGGGGUCAGGGUGUGGCCGAGAGAGUGGCGGCGGCGGAGAGUGGCGGAGGAGGGGCCAGUAGGGUGCUAGUUAAGCCACCAAAGUCACCAGCAGCGAGCCAGACAGAAAAGGUGCUGCAGGAGACGGCAGAUAAGAUUAAGAGUAAAGAGGAGGAGGUGGAGCCACGCACUCCCGAUUCCCAGCCAACAGGACAGUCAGAGACGAGUAAAGACACCAGCCAGUCGUCCUCCAUCCUCUCGACCCCAGCCAGGAGUCGCGAUGGGUCAGAGUCAUCGGAUGGGGCGCCCCGGCCAGCCAGGCCUGACGGGGGCAGACGCCAGUCAAAGGUUUUCAAAGCUGCGGCCAUGUGGGAGAAUGGUCAGCCAAGCACCACCUCCCCCGCGGCCCAGCCAGACAAGGUCAAGAAGCCGGUUAUCCGACCCGGGCCGAAUGUCAUGUCUGAUCUGACCAAGAAGUUUGAGGUGAAGCCAAGUGUUGAGCGCAGAAGUAAGGUGGUGCCGUCCCUUAAGGUGUCAGAUGCCAGAAAGGCCUUUGAAGUCAAGCCAGCUGCUGAAAAGCCAAGUGUUGUACUGCGCAAGAAGGCCACACCUGAAACUACUCCCAGCCCCUCAACCCCUACUAAGGACACCCCUGCAGCGCCCUCCACCAAAGAGGCAGUGAAGGGGAAGUCGCCCGCCAGAGACAAGCCGUCGCCAGCUAAGGAUGUACCCAAGGAAACAGAGAAGCCAAGAGAAAAGUCACCGAGGAUUGGGAAGGAGAGUCUAAGCAGAGUGGGGAGCAAAGCCAAAGUGGAGGCUGAGGCAGAAAAGAAGGUGGAGGAACCGACUAAGAAGGAGAAGCCAGAGGUGACGAAGAAGACUCCACCAGCAGCUUCAGUGACGGAAAAAACAACCAAGACAGAGGAGCGACCCGUAGCCUCUCGUCCCCCAGAGGGAGUCCGGAAACCCACAGCUAAGGAAGGGAAAGAAGAGGCUCCAGCGAAGGUCGAGAAACCCUCAAAGCCAGACUCCAAGCAGAUCUUACGUCACCGUGAGUCCUCGGAAUCCUCGGAGUCUGAAUCGGAAGCUGAACGGCUCCUUAAAGUCUUGUCUGAGAAGAGGGAAAAGGUGGAGGCAGCCAAACAGGAAAAAUUGCGCAAAGUGUCAUCCACAAAAGAACCGCAAGCAGAUGAGGUGGCGAUCAUUGAGAAGCCACAGCCUAAGCCCUCGCCAAAGGUCUCCCCUAGCAAGUCCCCCAGCAAGGCAUCCCCCAGCAAGUCCCCAGAGAAAACCUUGCCUGCACCUGACACUCGAGAGACAGCCCAAGAACAGAAGUUUGCGACUCUGCCACGUGGCUUCAAGACCAAAGGCGCCCAGGCAAGUGCCACUCCUGCUCCGGCCGCAACCCCUACAACCCCGACAGGUGACCGCCCCAAAAAGGACCGUGGUGCCAUUAACCAAGAGAUUGAAGGCAUGAUGUCAGCAAUCAAGGCAGUGGACCAGGCCAUUACCAAGGAGGAGGAAGAGAUCAAGAUGCUGCGAGACUCCUUGGCACGUAGGAAUGAGGAAGGCUUGAACAAGGCUCGGGAAGAACAGGCUAAGGCUCGGGUGGAGGACCAGAAGAAGGCUGUCAUUGAGGAGGAAGAAGAUGAGAUGGAGGAGGAGGAGGAGGAGGAAGAGGUGGAGAAGGAAAGAGAGGAAAAGAAAGAGGAUAAGAUUGUAGAAGUGCCAGUUAAGGAGGAGAAAGAAGAUGAGGAAGAAGAGGAGGAGGAGGAGGAGGAGGAGGAGGAGGAAGAUGAAGAUGAGGAAGUAGACAAAAGGAUGCAAGAGGAGACUAUAAACCAGGCACUGCGGACCAAAGAGAUCAUACCAGUGCCGCCUGAGCAGGUCUUGGCGCCCUCCAUCCGAGACAGACCAGACGUACACACCAGCAGCGCCAUCAUCCUAUCAAACCAGGGGCCAAGCAAAGGGGCACAGAAGACCCCAGAAGCUACAGACACAGACCGCAAGAAAACCAAGUUGGAGAUCGUCCUCAACAGCAAGCAGCCUGAGGGAGAUGCCAAACGUGCCUCCUAUGCAGAGAUCAAACUCACCUCACCGUCCACCAAGGAGCCGCCAAGGAGUGGAGGAUUCAGAUCGGAGGUUUGUGCCACCGUUGGGGCUGUACCACCUGAGCCCGUUCCAGGACCUAAACACGGACCAGGACCAGGGUUUGGGCCGGGGCCGGGCGAGUCUCAGCUGCAGCGGGCCAAGAGGGAGCGCAUCAUCCCAAUCAUGCUGGAGGAUGAUGAUGAGGACGACGACACAACUGCCAGCGAAUCACACCUUCCUCUCGACAAGCCAACUAACUCGCCGCAACUGGGACUAGAAGAUUUGGCAAGGCAGUCAAACGGCAGCAGUAGUGUUGAUUGCCGUUCCUUCCCCUUCUUCCCCCACUCCAGCAGCUGGCGCAUUGGACCCUCCAUUACCUCCGGCAGUGCCCGCAUCACCCCCCUGUCCUCACAGCUCCCCAACAGCCGUCCCCCAGACCCUCGUACACCCCCAGUUUGUACGCCAGCACCUGAACCGAUAAGGAAAUCGAGGCGAGAACGAAUCAUUCCGAUAGCUGUUGAGGGGGAGGGCUUUGUGACCCCCCCGCCCCACAUGGACGAGGGAGCAGGACUUGGGGCAGGAAUCGGGGCUGCUAGGGCACACCAAGCCUUCAGCCGCACCCUGUCUGGCCAUCCUAACACCCUCGGUGGGACGGAAGCGGGAGACCUCCUUUCCGAGUGCUCCUUGCUCUCCCAGACGCUCUCUCUGGCUGAGUCCUCCACCACCACCACUGCCUAUACUUGGCAAUCCUCUCGCCACUCACACACUAACAGGCGUGGGCGCGGCAGUGGCUUCAUACUCGACCACAGCGAGAGUUUCAGUUCAGCCGGCGAGGAGGAGGAGGAGGACGAGGAUGAUGGCUUCCAGAUCUUGACAGCUGAGUCGCUCUUCUCAACCCUCCUCAACCGCGUCCGUUCCCUGACUCGGAAGAUGAAUGCCGAGGAUGGGAGGGGUGACCGAGUGCGCCGAACAUCAAAUCGGCCAACUCCAGAGCCCGGCGGCCCUCCUGGGAUGCCUCCUGGAGCUGUGCAUUCAGGCUCAGCAGGAUUUUGGUCAUCGCUUUAUAACUCUCCACGCGACUCUCCUGCCAGACGGAUCUCAGAGACAAUGUCAAGGAACAGCCUAGGAAGGGACGAGGAUGGACUAGGAGGUCUCGGCUCACCACUCUGGAAUCGCAGUGUGUCCCGUGACCCCUCAGAUGCCGACACUCUAUUCUCCGAGCCUUCCUCAGCCUCCCAGUUUGGCACACUGCCCAGAGGGUGGCGGGCGUCGCGCUGGUCGGGGGCGGAGGACGGCGGUGAGAGUGACACUUCGGAGGCGUCGUCGGUUCGGUCGAUGGGUCGCCGACCCCAGUAUUCCCGUGCGCCCUCCAGAGAGCUGCACAACAUUCCCGACGAGGAGAUGGCUGCAGGGGGUGGCCGAGGCGGCUACCCGGGGGGAGGAAGGUCACUGCCACGACCAUACUCAGCCUCCAGCGGCUCCAACCAGCAGCAGGGCAGAGGAAUGCAGGACAACGCCGACAGAAUAGCGGCCAUGUACGGGACCUUGCGAGGCCCGCUGAGACGCCCCCACUCUACCGUGGGUGGCACGCCGGGGGAAUACUUAGGGAGGGAUGGUGGGCACUGUGAGCAGCGACAAAAUAACAACGCUGCCACUCAAAACGGCGCACUUGCGUCGCAGUAUUCCCUUGGCGAUUCUCGGCAACAACACUCCGGCGACGACACCACAGCGCUGAAGCAGAGCGUACAAGAACAGCUGCAGCAACUGGUGCGGGAACUGGAGGAAGGCGACGACUCGAUCCCGGCGGGAGAUCGGCGGGGCACGGGACUGGGUGGAACUAGAAGGCCGCACUACGCCUCUAACCCUGCUCUCCACCUCACCUGCCCUGCCGGUUUGGCCAGGGACCACAGGUCGGUUAGUAACGCUGACCUCAGCACGGCGGCAGCGAUGGGAUCCUCCUCUAGCACCUGCCUAGCGCCGGGUGAGGCCGCCACAACCAAUCACAGCAGAGCCAUGUCAACCUCAUCGAUGGUACCCGUCAAUGGCCCUGGCCACAGGGCUCCGCUGCAGGCCGGCGGGGGCGGCGCCGCUAAUCUCAGCAGAGACAGGACCGGCAGCCUCCGCUGGACACGACCAAGCGUCGGCAGUAUGCAAGGAGGGGCGGGCUCCGCGGUGGGGAGGGGCGCCGUGGACAUGCACCCAUAUCAAAGAGGCAGAUCUGAGGACCUCCGCCACGCCCUGGAUUCAUUGGCUAGGAUGGAUUCCAACAAGCCACGUCGUGUGGCCUCCAUGGCAGCAGAUAAUUCCCCAGCUCCGCCUGAUAAACCUAAUGGUCCACAGAACUGUGUUGUCGGCCAACCCAAUGAGGCAGACGCUAAACCAUCAACCAGGACUUUGCCGCGACGCUUACCGGUGGCGGCCAACGACAGCAGCGACAAGAAUAACAACAGCAGCGUUCUCGGCACCAGCAGAUCGAGCAGCGGCAUCCCCCUGAAAUCCAGCACUUCUGGUGUAACCAACACUGGCAGCAUGGGCAGUGUUCUCAAGGGCAUACGUGUCGGCCAGGCUGGGAGUACCACCACUAAUACCACCACCACUACCACCGCCACUGCUACUACUACCACUACUACUGCUGCAUCAACUACAACUACGAACAACAAUACCAGAAACAUAAACAAUAACUCCAACCUCGGUUUCAACACCACCAAAAACACCGCCACCAGCUCCAAUAAAGACAGCAGCAGCAACAUUCCCCGCAGCGGAAGUGGCCUGCUGCAGGCCACCAAAGUAUACCGAAAGAGCAAGUCUCGGGAGCUGAUGCCCACCAUCGAGGCGGCCAGCGAAAAAUUUGGUCAGCUCAACUCUGGCACGCUCAAACGGAUAUCUCCCUUCGAGGCCUACCGCCGCUCAAAGUCCCGGGAGCUUCCCCUCGACCACGCUAAUGCCAACAACAUUGUGGUUAAUAACAACAAUAACAUCAACAAGGAGACGGUAACCAACGCCAGGCUCAAGUCGCCCCCAACACAAGUCAACCCAGAGCGGCCCAAAGUAUCCUUAGAGAGAUCAAAAACGUUAACCGAGAAGAGCGAAGUCACCAAGCCGCCAGCAGGGGAGACUGAGGCAAGCAGAGCGGGUGAGGUCUCCAGCCCCCAGCCUUCGGCCAGUCUUACCCGCUCCUCGAGCACGGCUAAGAAUGAGAGAGUCAAGGACGGCUCCAUCCCCGCGACUAAAGUGAGUGGGCGAGAGGGUAAGUCCAUCGAGGCAGCGGCUGAAAAGACCCAGGGCCGAGAACGAGAGGCUGAGAAGUGCGAGGACAAGGCCAAGGUGAAGAAGACCGCUUCCAGUGACCCUGACAAGCCAAAGUCCAUGUACAAAAUGUUGACUUCAAAGUUUAACAGGUCUGCUUCAUUUAUAGCCGACAACAUUCGUUCGACGGUGGCGGAAGAUGACGAGACGGGGGAGAAGGAGGACAAGUUCCGACUGAAGCGUCCCUCGAGAUUCACGAAGUCUCGUACUGAGAAGAGUGCUUCAAAGACCAGCGUAUACGACGCUGACGACGAUGCCGACAAGCCUGAGAAAAAGCCGUCCAAGAAGCUUACCGAUGCGCUGAACAAGUUCUUGGGGCGCAAGGACUCUUCCAAGGAGGAGGUGCGUCCCGCUGGAAACGUGGGUAAGGCUGCAUCAGCAGCGCCAGGCAAAGUUCCGCAAGAGGACGACCAAUCCAGAAAGCCGCCAAAAGCCAAGGGUAAAAAGGGUGAGGAGGAUCUGCACCCCCCUCACAAGGAGGAGGGCGACGCGGAGACGACAACAACCGCCACUACAACCACCACUACCAUCACCACCACAAGCACCACUAACACAACAACAACCACAACCAUGGCCCCAACUCAACCGAAUUAUACGCUUGAGUCUGUUACUAAGAGCAUCUGUAACCACCUGUCGCAACUGGAGAGCGAUAUUACCUCGCGCAUCGGCAAUAUGGGGACGCAGGAGCAACGCAGUGGUGGCGGCGGAGGCGUGCGACCCGGUGGGAGUGGCGGCGGAAGGGUGGCGACAGCGGCGACCGGUCCCUCCAUCAGCAAUUAUGGCCUCUCCCCGGCCCUGGCCAACCGUCGCAACGGCCGCCCCACCAACCUGGAUGCGGCCGGGAGGGCCAUGGAAGGAGACUAUCACACCGGCAGAGCAGUCUCCACCCCUCCGCCAAGCAAGACUCCAGCCGUAACCAAACCCACGACACCUCAGAGCACCACCAGCAUAGCUGCUGAAGGUGACAAGGGUAAGAUUCAAAAUCCUCCCGAGGCCAGCAGUCCAACCCCAGACCCUGGGGAGUGCCCUGAGGAGCAGCGAGGUCAAAGCGAAGCCGAGGACGAAAGCGUGAUGGACCGCAUCACACGCAAGAGUUACUACUCCAAGUUCCAGGAGAAGAAGCGGCCCAAGCUACGGCGCGCUAACACCCGCGAGGAUAUGGACCAGCAGCUGGCGGCAGCCAAGGCACGUCUGCUCAAGGAGGAGCGAGAGGAAGCGGUACUCGGCGCCCGCCGGCUUUCUUCCCCUCGUUCCCCGCCGUCCUGGGACCCUAACCGACCUGGCUCACGUACAUCAUUGCCGCCUGAGGAUACUGUCGCUCUUAUGCAUCUAGGUGGUCAGCGGGGCAGCUCCCUCCAACCCGACCACCUGCUUGGGCCACAGCCUUCCCUCAUGACGGGGGAGGUUCCACACCACCCACGUAUGCCCUCCCUGCCCAACGAGGACCGCUACUUGUACCCCCGUGCGCCCUCCGUCCCCCGCGACGACUACCUGUCCUACGGUGCUAGGAUGCAGUCUAACCCGCCCGAGGAGCUGCUGGGCGGCCCUUACAGCCGCCGCGCCUCAUCCAUGGCGCCCGAUGACUUCAUGAGCCGGUCAUCAGGGGAGUCCUGCGUGCAGAAUGCCAUGACAGCGGCGGUUGCGGCAGGAUCACUAGCGGGCCAGGUUGCAGCGGACGGCGCAAUGCAGCGGGGCGAGCCGUCUUCCCGCGAGCCUUCGGUGGGCCGCAUGCGAAGCCCCGAGCCAGGCAGCGUGGAGGAUACUCGUAGCCAGGCCCGGGAGGAAUUAUCCCGCCGCCUGACUCACCUGACACGACUAUCUGCAGGCAGCCAACUGAGCGGCAGGGGUCGUGGUACUAUCCCCCGGGAGGGGGAGCAGCGCCCCUACCGCCGCACCAUCACCACAGGCCGCUUGGCAGGGGAGUCGACGGGGCCUCCGGUGUACCGCCGCACCAACACCAUGGACUUGCCGCCCGCCGACGCCCGUGCUCGUCCCGGCAGCGAGUAUCGUCGCCACCUGCAGCAGGACCCAGCGCGCCGCCACUCAGCUGCCAGCUGGGGCCUCGGCGCUGGCAGGGGCAGGUUCACCAUACAAGAGACGCUGGUGGAAGGCCAACCCCUGACCAGCCCCAGUCCCUCAACCCACUCCCGGUACACACCUCAAGCACAACAGUUCACCCCAACUCGCCUUUCUCACCCCACACCUUACAUCCCACCCUCACACCUGCAGUCCCAUUCCUCCUCUUCCUCUUCCUCCUCAUCCCACUUAACAUCCCCAUCUUCAACCUCCUCCUCCUACCACGGAACAGGCCCCUACUCCUCCUCCUCUUCAACCCUUGACUCCUCCCGCUACACCUCACCUCUGGGUCGACGGUCAUCCUUCUACAGGUACUAAGGGAGUGGACAGACUACCCUGACACACCACAUAGGAGGGUCCGAUGGGGCUGCACUGUGAGGGACCUUGACAGACAUCUCUAUGUGUUGGUAUGAAAGAGGAUGAUGGACCUUCCUAACAAUGGGUCAAGUGAUUCAUGGGGCUGCACUGUAUGAAAAAAGUGUAAUAUAACAGUACAAAGACUUCCUAUAUGACUUUUGCUCCACUGGGAAACAAGACAUUGGAUCAUUGAACCAUGCUAAAGUUAUAGAACCCAUGGAGCUUAAACAUCUCAGCAUUGAAGGAGUGGUGUCUGCCUAAACAACAAGAGCACAUCACUCUAACCAGUCACCUUACAAGACAUGAUUUCAUUCUACAUCAUUCUAAGUGCCAAUAGACACCACCCCAUUGAUCACUCCAGUAACUGCUGCCUCCUCUCAGCAUGUGUAUAAUACAGCUCAUUGUACAUUCAUACUUUUUACAAUUACUUGAAUAUGGCCUGUAAUAUUGCCAUUUUUUGUAAAGCAAAUAGCUUGACACUUACUUGAUGCCAAAGAUUUGAAAUUAUAAACAAAGUCAGCAUCUCAAUAUCUGACAAACCCAAACUGACAAGAUGUCUAGUCAUGUAAGUCACUUUGUGGCUUGAUCUUUACAUUUUAUGCCAAAGACAAACUGUGGAACUUCUGGUGCUAUUACAGUACACGUCAAUCAAAUCUGACCAAAGCAGUGCCUUGAGCAAAGCUUCCAUAGAGAUUCUUAUAAUGCACAUUUUUGUUCCCACUCCGUCCCUUUUCUGCACCAGGGAGUACUUAUGUAACAAGCAAAUUCAACACAUAAAUAAUAAUCCAUCCAAACUGAGGCAGUUCUUGCACAUAUUCAAGUUCUGCAUCAUAACAUGAGUAGCACCCCAACUAUACCAUAAUGUCCAGGAUUGAUGUGCCUUACCAGGAAAGAAGCAUAUAUGAAAAUGUGGGGAUUGGAUUAACCCGGUAGCAGCAAUAGGACAAAUUUGUGGCUUUACCGCGUACCAGCGACGGGCCAAAUUUUUGUCUUGACAUAAACCACCCAAAAUAGAGGAUGCACCAAUUGAUUAAAAAUGCAUUGUUAUCUAUUAUAUAAUGAUUUGCAUGAGUGAUGAUUUUUUUCUCAUUAAUUCGCUUAGAGGAGCCUUUAAGAAACAUGAUCACGCAGCUACCGGGUUUAGUAGAUAUGCAUUUUAUAGCCAGGAGCAUGGGGAGACUCAUCUGCCCCAGCCACACUUAUUGAUGGAGUUCCAAGGAGUAAUCUUUAGAAUGGAAAACCUACCAUGAUGGCCUAGCAUGAACCAAAUUAGUGUGCAUAUCCAGCUCUAUACCUAAGUCAUAGAGGAGUAUAAUAGUUACUUGACAUUAAAUAUGCUAAGUAGAUACUUAUACCACUGUUAAGAGAACUCAACUGCUUGUCUUUGCAAUAGCUCUUAAGAUGUCCUUUUAUGAACCACAAUUCCUCUGCAGCUUACCGGAUAAAUUAAAACUGUUUUUAUCAAUUAUUUUUACUCCUGGACUUAACUUGAUAUGAAAUGGUAUCAAAAACUGUUCCUCCAGCCUCAGAACCAAAUGGAGAGAAUAAUAUUUGAAAUCACAGGAGCUACUUUAAUAUCUCUUUUUUAAUUACAGAUUUUGCUCACCAUUUGUAUUAAUUUGAUGAUAAAUUGGACUUGUUUUCACAGCUGUAAUUUGUCAUUGUUCUUGUACCAGAUAAAUAUAUGUUGACAAGGAAACAAAGCAAGUAGCAACAAUGAUAGAAAUGUCAUGUGCCUCUUCGAUAUCAUGAUAUUCAUUAACCCUUUCCAUCCAUGCCGCAGACAUCGGCAUCACAGCAUGGAAAGGGUCAAGAGGAAAUGGAAGAGGAUUAAUCCUUUUCUAAACCUCUCAAUCUUCCUCUUAAUUCCUCCUAAUCCUCUUCCAUUUCCUCUUAAUUAAGAGGUUUAGAAGAGGACUAACUCUUUCCAUACGGUGACACCGUCGGACGCCGAUGUCGGUGUCGCCGGAGUGAAGGGGUUAACAGGGGACAUGGCUUGUGACAGGACCUUUUGAAAGCUGAAAAAAGAAUAUACUAAAGCAGCACAGAGUUGUCUCUUAAAAGGCCUUUCACCAAAAAGAUAGACAUAAACCAGUGACAAGUGUAUUGGAGUAUUUUCCAGACAUUCGACUCAAACUUGUGAUGGUUAUUGGGUUCUCUAUCACCGUGCCUUCAGUGUAAAUACUCAAGGAAAUAAACUCUUAAUUUGUAUCAUUUGUACCCCUAACGACUUUGUAAACUAAUCACAUAGGUCUCAUCAUAAAGAAUGUCCCUAUGUCAUUAUGAACCCCCACAGAUUUUUGUAUCAUUCAUAUUCCUAGUAUCUUUGUCAAUAUGUCCACUGUAUUGUGUAAAGUGUCCUUGCACCAUCAUGCGCCCAACACAGUCGAGCGCAGGUGGGUCAAUUUGUACGUACGUUCGUGCUACUGUGAUUCUAGACUUUAUCUGUAGUUCCUUUUUUAUCAGGGUGGUGGUGUUGCCAGUGGUGAGUCAGUAGGUCCUAGAGGAGCCAGUGUGCAUAUUAUGUCACAAGCCAGAAGAAACUUGUUGCUUCCUGGGUGAAUGUCUUGAGGAAAAAAAAUGUUUUUUGUAGUUGUUUUCUAUGAGGUGUUCUUCAAAGUAACAAUUGGCUUCUAAAGUAAUUUUUUUUGUCCUGCAUGGCUGCUGUGAGAAUGAAUGCAAGUCAUUGUAGUCACUGUAUGAUACACUUUGAUUAGGUUAAUGAGUUAGUUGCAUGUUAAACCUGUAUGGAUAGGAGCAAGUGGAGUCUUCUGCCUUGGCAGCCCCCUAAUGAGGGAGAAUCAAGGAACAGACAUCAGAGUAAAUGAGACGUAAGAUACAGUACAUAUCUAAACACCAUCUUGAGGGGUGAGGUGGAAGCCAUGUCUUGUACAUUUAUUUAGUCGCAUUCUACUGCCUAUGUCUUUUGUUUUAAAUAACAUGCAGGCCAAGAUUUAAGGCGAUAUCCUCAUGCUACUUUCCUGACCUGCCUCACCCCUCCCUUCUGCUAGCCAGGAGGGAAAUCACACCACAGGAAAAGGUUGUUUAUAAUUCUUAUUUAAUCAGUGUGUUGACCAAAGUGCAGCAGCAGCUUAAGCUACACUCUGGCUGGUAUGUGUUGUUUCUGUAAACAUUAAAGACUGAGAAGAGA
Messenger RNA from Eriocheir sinensis (Chinese mitten crab), 13532 nucleotides. RefSeq names its product serine/arginine repetitive matrix protein 2-like. Gene Ontology annotation, molecular function: protein kinase activity; ATP binding. Lineage: Eukaryota; Metazoa; Arthropoda; Malacostraca; Decapoda; Varunidae. The transcript is spliced from 22 exons. Gene Ontology annotation, biological process: protein phosphorylation; regulation of cytokinesis; mitotic spindle organization. Gene Ontology annotation, cellular component: chromosome passenger complex; spindle midzone; spindle microtubule. The record is from RefSeq and is a predicted model, not a curated record. The coding region runs from base 356 to 10342 and encodes 3328 amino acids.